Molecule: messenger RNA, 3298 nt
Organism: Anneissia japonica
Lineage: Eukaryota; Metazoa; Echinodermata; Crinoidea; Comatulida; Comatulidae
Product: hyalin-like
Exons: 19
Source: RefSeq, a predicted model, not a curated record
AUGAAAGAGGCAGAUGAACGUAUGUUUGUUCAUGUUAAACAUGCUGCUGAAAAUUUUCCACGCAUUCUUGUCAAGACUGUAGACAGUGAUGUUGCUGCUAUUGAGUUGUCAGCUUUCCACAGAAUACCUGCAUGGCAUCCAGGAGCUUUGACUCGAGGGGAAGCACUUAAAGUACAUUCCAAUACACACGAUUGCUACUUCUCUGGGACCACAGAUAUCAACCGCUCACAAUUGUCGUUUCACUACUUUAGCGGUUGUGAUACAACUUCAUCUGUUCAAGAAGCUACCACAACCGCUCCACAGGCAACAACGGAGACCACAGAAAUGAUGGCAUCUAACACUGGAUUCCAGGCGCGACUGAAGGCUGAUGUCCCUGGUAUAUUCAUCAGUGACUGCAUUUGCCAUUCAUUUGCUCUUUCGCAAACCAUACCAAUCAUUGCCUCCCAUCGUGGUUGGAGGCAUUCGUCAAAGGAGGUGGUUCAGGUGCCCCAUCUUAAGGUGCUUAAACUCUUUCAAACACGAUGGUUAUCACGAGGAGAAGGCUGUUUCAGGAUACUAGAACAAUGGGAUGCAUUGCUAUUGUUCUCUGAGGCUGAAUCACGAGCAGAUGGGGUUGAUGGUGCAUCAACGAUACACGAAAAGCUAACAACAGUAGAGACAAAACACGUGUUUUUGUUCCUUACUGCUGACAAGCGAUCUAACAGGCUCUUCCCCUUGACACCGUCUUUGGAAACAGCGAUCCCCGAUCCGCGUUGGUUCAUUUUGAACACCCAAGCAUCACACCAUCCUAUGGAUCUGAUUAAGCAUGAACAACUAAAUAUCGCUGAUAACAAAUUCAGUAUCUGGAUGAACUGUAUCGUGUUUGUGAAUUCCCGUAGCUUCUUUGUCCGUCUGGAAUGCCAAGAUGUACCUACAACAUUGCCGUCAACCACAGAAUCAGCGACAACUGAGGUAUCUUCAACAUUGCCGCCAACCACAUCAGUGACAACUGAGGUACCUACAACAUUGCCGCCAACCACAUCAGUGACAACUGAGGUACCUACAACAUUGCUGCCAACCACAUCAGUGACAACUGUGGGACCUACAACAUUGAAGCCAACCACAUCAGUGACAACUGAGGAUGAUACAGACCCAGUCUUGUACUGCCCAGCUGAUAUAGAGAUGUGUGCAGUAACUGGUUCAAUAACAACAUAUGUGUCUUGGGAUCCCAUCAAUGCAACUGACAACUGUUGUGAUAAUGUCACUAUAACAUCAAAUUAUAAAUCAGGAAAUGAAUUUGAAAUUGGUGAAAACGUAGUCACAUAUACAGGAACAGACUGUAAUGAAAACAGUGGAUCAUGUAAUUUUACUAUUGUGGUGCUGGAUUGUGAAGCUCCUGUGUUGAACUGUUCUCAAGACUCGACGGUUUAUGCUGCUGAUGAUGAUUGCCAAUCCCAUGUUAACUGGACUGACAUAACAGCAUCUGAUAAUUAUGACAGUGAGGUAAAUGUUUUCUGUAACCCAACUGAAGGUAUAUUUGAUAUGGACAACUACACUGUAACCUGUAAUGCAACAGAUAUGGCAGGCAACACUGGCAAUUGUUCCUUUGACAUCUACAUUUUCGAUGCUAUUUCACCUCAUGUGACAUGUCCAGACGAUAUUACAGUUGAUACUGAUGUAGGUGUUAAUACAGCAUACGUUACAUGGGAAUCUGCAUUUGCUACUGAUAACUGCUGUCUCGAUAACAUUAAUUUGUCAUAUAAUGCUACGAAUGGCAGUGAUUUUAAAAUUGGAGUUACUAAAAUUUCAACCACAGCAGUGGACUGCUACGACAACCAGGAUGAAUGUGUCUUCCAUAUUAAUGUUGAAGACAAUGAAGCACCAGUGCUUGAAUGUCCCCCAAACCAAAACUUAACUGCAGAUUCUAACUGUAUGGCAACCACUACCUGGAUGCCACCGAAUGUCACAGACAACUCUGGGGAUACUUCCAUACCGGAAUGUGAUUAUGUAAAUGGAAGCACCUUUUCUGACUACAUUACAAUUGUAACCUGUAAUGCCACAGACGAUUAUGACAACACUGGAAAUUGUAACUUUACAAUUAAUGUCAUUGAUGAGACAGUCCCUAAUGUGACUUGCCCAGUUGACAUUGAGGUGUGCACUGACCUAGGAACAGAUUCAGUGAAUGCCACCUGGGAACCAGCCAAUGCAACUGACAACUGCUGUAGUGAUGUCAACAUAACUGCUAACUACACCAGUGGAGAACCUCUGAGCCUUGGUGUAUACACUGUAGAAUAUACAGCAACAGAUUGUAAUGGGAAUGUUGGUUACUGUAAAUUUACUGUUGAAGUUAAAGAUUGUGAGCCUCCGGAUCUUGAAUGUCCACCUAGCCAAAACGUAACAGGUGAUGAGAACUGCUUGGCAAAUGUCACCUGGACAGCACCCAAUGUUACUGACAACUCUGGAGACUCUUUCACACCAGUAUGUGAUUAUAUAAGUGGAAGCACAUUUGUUGAUGUCAGCACUGUUGUUACAUGUAAUGCCACUGACUAUUAUGAUAACACUGGCAAUUGUACAUUUACCAUUACUAUUUAUGAUGAUGAAGAUCCAGUCAUAAAUUGCCCAGCUGACAUAGAAGUUUGUGCUGAAACUGGUUCUAUAGCAACAUCUGUCACUUGGGAACUCAUCAACGCAACUGACAACUGUUGUGACAAUGUAAACAUAACGUCAGAUUACGCAUCAGGAGAUGAAUUUGAAAUUGGUGAAAAUGUAGUAACAUACAUAGCCACUGACUGUAGUGACAACUCUGUAUUAUGCAAUUUUACUUUAGUAGUGAUUGAUUGCGAAGCUCCUGUUUUGAACUGUUCGCAAGAUGUAGAAUUUGAUGCUGAUGAUAAUUGCACUUCCGAUGUAACUUGGACUGAAGUGACAGCAACAGAUAAUUAUGAUAGUGAUGUAACUGUGUUCUGUAACCCGACUGAAGGUAUUUUUCCAUUGGACAACUACACAGUAACCUGUAAUGCAACAGACAUGGCAGGAAACACUGGCAAUUGCUCCUUCAAUGUUUACAUUUUUGAUGUAACAUCUCCUGAUGUGAUAUGUCCAGACGAUAUUACUGUUGAUACUGACGAAGGUGUUAAUACCGCUGGAGUGUCAUGGACCUCUGCCAUCGCUACUGAUAACUGUUGUGAAGAUGCAAUUAUUGAGUCUUACAAUGUCACAAAUGGAACCGAAUUUAGCAUUGGAGUUACUGAAGUUCUUUUUACAGCAAUAGAUUGCAAUGGAAAUCAGAAUGAAUGUGUCUUUUUUAUUGAUGUUGAAG